CCUCCAUCCCAGGCCUCGGCCACCAGCACAAUGAUUCCAAUACUCCUCCCCCUCCUCCUUGUCCCCCUCGCUCUCCUCCUCCUGCCCGCGGCCUCAGCAGCCCCGCGCACCUCCUCGCACUCCGUCUUCCUGCAGCUCCGCCCCGGCCUCUGCGGCGAAGCAUGCCAGGCGGCGCUAGGCAGCGUCCAGUUCUCCGACGCCCCACCCACGCGCAACAUCUUCGAAGCGCACGCCCGCUCCAAGCUGUGGCUCGGGAGCGCGGUGCACUGCCUCGACGUGUUCUGCGAGUCUCCGGGCGACAUUGGCGAGGGCUACGCCGCUGUCCGCACCGCGCUGGAACGGUUCGGCGGCGUCGAUGUUGGCCCUGCCGAGCUGUGGCGCAACGACACGAUGCGCGACGAGGCGCUCAUUGUCGACACGCUGGUGUCUGAUCCGCGGGUCGUGUACGACGUCGGCGUGCGGCCCGCGCUGCAUGCUUACAAUGUCGCAUAUGACACUCUCUACACCUGGGACCUGAACCAAGCUUUCCACCACGGCUUCGGCGAGUUCCUCUACCUCCUGCUCCUCGUCCUCAUCGCGCAGGGCCUCGUCUCGCGCCUUGCCCGACACACGCGCAGCGGCAAGCGCCCGGCCGACGUCGAAGGGGAGUCCAAGCCGCUUUUGGGCGCCAGCGGCCGAAGCGCCAGCCUUGGCAGCCGCUUUGUGACUUGGUACCGGCGCACCAUCGACACGCCGGCCCUGUUCGGAUACACGCACGUCGCGCCCGCCGGCAGCGGGUGGCUCAGCAUACCUACCCGCCUCGAGGCGGCCGUCGUCGCCGUGUACGUCGGCUUCAACGUCGUCUUCACGUUCGUCGGGUACACUAUCACUGCGGAGAGCAUCUUCUGGCCUGGUCGCAAGGACAUCGAGCUCAUCCGCUAUGUCGCGGACCGCACGGGCAUCAUGUGUUUCUGGAACUUGCCGCUGCUCUGGGCUUUGGCAGGGCGGAACAACGUCGUGCUGUGGCUCACGACGUGGUCGUACUGUGCGUUGCCUCCUCCUUCUUUGUCGCAUACCGCACCCACUCACGCCCCAGCCUCGCUCAACCUCUUCCACCGCUGGGUCGCCCGCGUCGCGACCCUCCAAGCAGUCAUCCAUUCCCUAGCGUACCUCUACCUCGGCCUCGAGCGGGGCCAGAGCCUGCAGUCCCUCUGGUCACGGCAAUACUGGGCCAUGGGGGUCAUCGCGACGUUCGCCAUGGUGCUCCUCCUGCCGCUGUCCGUCCGACCGCUCCGCGAACGCGCAUACGAGCUGUUUCUCCAGCUGCAUAUCUGGCUGGCGUUCGCGACGCUCGUCCUGCUGUUCUAUCACGUCAAGGUCAUGCGCGGCGCGUACGACGGGUGGCUGUGGGCCUGUCUUGGCUUGUGGGCGUUCGACCGCGGGCUGCGGUAUGCGCGCGUCGCCGCGCUGGCAUGGAGCGCGCCGCGGGGGAACAACACGCUCGCGCUCGCCACGGGCGAGGAGCACGGCCUGUUGCGGCUGUCCGUUGAGGUUGCAGCCUGCACCCCCGCCCCGGGCGCAUACUACUUCCUCUAUACGCCGCGCUCCCUCACGCCGUGGGAGAACCACCCGAUGACGCUUGCGAGCGCCGAGCCGUCCCCAGGCGGAAAGGGCACGACGCUGCACUUCCUCAUCGCGCCGCAAGCUGGCGCGACGAAGCGGAUUGCCGACGAGGUGGCCGCCGCAGGGGGCAAGACGCACAUGCGCGUGCUCGUCGAAGGGCCGUACGGCGAGCACCACGACGUGUCAGCGUUCGACCGCGUGCUCCUCAUCGCUGGCGGGUCGGGCGUGACCGCUGUGCUGCCGUACGCCGCCGAGCAGCGCGACAAGGCCGACGUGGCGUGGAUCGUACCCAACGCGGCGUACGCGCGCGACGUGUGCUCUCGCGAACUGGCGGGCAGCGCCAGCGCGCAUGUGUACGUCACGCGCCAAGCGGGUGUGUCUGCCGCCGACGUGUGGGGCAUCGAGGAGGUCGAAAGCAGCGAAGACGACGACGAGGAGAUGAGCCAGCUCGGCGAGGACGAGCGGUCGUCGCUCCUCCGCAAGAUUCCGGCAUCACGCCCCAAGCUGCUCGCGUCGAGCGGCCGCCCACCCAUGCGCGACGUGCUGGCACAGGCCGUGUCCAAGCUCGUCGGCGGCGAACGGCUCGCUGUGCUUGCCUGCGGCCCGCCAGUCAUGAUGGACGACUUGCGGCUCGCCGUGUCCGAGGCAUACGGACAUGGGCUGGGUCAGCUGAGCGGUGACCGGCUCGUGUAUUUCGAGGACGCGUUUGGGUGGUAG
This is a messenger RNA of Vanrija pseudolonga, 2319 nucleotides long. Its product is annotated as Ferric/cupric reductase transmembrane component B. The transcript has 3 exons. Lineage: Eukaryota; Fungi; Basidiomycota; Tremellomycetes; Trichosporonales; Trichosporonaceae. The record is from RefSeq and is a predicted model, not a curated record. Gene Ontology annotation, cellular component: plasma membrane. Gene Ontology annotation, molecular function: ferric-chelate reductase activity. Gene Ontology annotation, biological process: intracellular iron ion homeostasis; copper ion import; iron ion transport. Bases 31 to 2319 code for a protein of 762 amino acids.